AUGAGUGGGGAUGAAAAGACCACAACAGAGCUAUCCAAUCCUGUACCUCAGCAUGAUGAAGAAAAGGGGCCGAUAGAUGCUAGCCCAGCCCAUGCCCUAACAGCACCCGAGACACCGGAGCGAAGGCCGAAAGCAAUCACGAGUCCAACGAAAACCCCGCCAAAUACAGGCAUUUGGCACACCAUUGUUGAUGCUCUUUUAUGGAUGCCACGGUGGUGUCGAUAUGAUGAAACGAAUCCUCCAAAAUUUGGAUUACCAUUGAAUAUUUUAUUUGCAUUCGCUGGGACAUUCACGGUCGCAAAUCUGUACUAUGCGCAGCCCAUUGAAGAUACCCUGGCACGUCAUUUUCAUGUAUCCCACGAGCAGGCCUCCCUAGUUCCCACGUGCAGUCAAGCCGGGUAUGCAGCGGGGCUUAUCUUUGUCUGCCCGCUGGGCGAUUUAGUCAGGAGACGGCCUUUUGUGAUCCUUUUAAUGAUCCUCACGCCGACUCUGUGGCUGGGAUUGUGCGUGACAAACUCGUUCAACGCCUUUCUUGUUCUCAGCUGCUUGACUUCGAUAACGACAGUGACACCGCUUCAUACUCAUACUCGAGAGGAACAGCAAAUCAUGCUCCCGCUAGUCGGAGAUCUUGCGCCGCCAGCGCGCCGUGCAACGGCCCUAUCAGUCGUUACCUCCGGUAUCAUCCUGGGCCUUCUCAUCGCGCGCCUGCUCGCAGGUAUCAUCUCCACAUACUCCUCAUGGAGAAACAUCUACUGGAUGUCCCUCGGAGUGCAAUACCUCCUCUGUAUCCUGCUGUGGCUCUUCAUGCCAGACUACCCGCCCACCAACACCGACAUCACAUACCUCAGCAUCCUAACCACAAUCGUCAAGCUCUGGCUCACGACGCCCGUGCUCGUCCAAGCCACGCUCAUGGGCUUCUUCCUCUCCGCCACAUUCACCAGUUUCUGGACUACCCUCACCUUCCUCCUCAGUGGGUCGCCGUACCACUUUAACACGGUGACCAUCGGCCUGUUUUCUCUCGCAGGAAUGACCCCCAUGUUCCUAGGCCCCAUUUUCUCCCGCUAUGUCAUAGAUAAAGUCGUCACCCAAGUCGCUCUGCUAAUGAGCCUCGCGGUCCUGCUCACAGGGAUUUGCAUCGGCACAUUCACGGGCAAGGUCACCGUGGCGGGCCCGGUUCUGCAGGCUGCGUUGCAGGACUUUGGGUUGCAAAUGUCGCAGAUCGCCAAUCGGACGGCUAUCUACGCUGUGGCGCCUAAAGCGCGCAAUCGUGUUAAUACGGCUUAUAUGAUUGGUGUGUUCUGUGGGCAGUUGAUGGGCACUGCCGUUGGGAAUAAAGUGUACAAUGAGUAUGGGUGGGUUAUUUCGGGGUGUGUGAGUAUCGCGUUUGUUGGCGUGGCUUUGUUUCUGACGCUGCUUCGUGGGCCGGCGGAGACGGGUUGGGUUGGAUGGCACGGAGGGUUCCAGGUGCGGAAAACAGGAUGA
Penicillium chermesinum is the source of this 1482-nucleotide messenger RNA. RefSeq names its product MFS transporter. The coding region runs from base 1 to 1482 and encodes 493 amino acids. Gene Ontology annotation, molecular function: transmembrane transporter activity. Gene Ontology annotation, biological process: transmembrane transport. NCBI's taxonomy places the organism in Eukaryota, Fungi, Ascomycota, Eurotiomycetes, Eurotiales, Aspergillaceae. The record is from RefSeq and is a predicted model, not a curated record. The transcript has 3 exons.